This is a messenger RNA of Phascolarctos cinereus (koala), 1974 nucleotides long. NCBI's taxonomy places the organism in Eukaryota, Metazoa, Chordata, Mammalia, Diprotodontia, Phascolarctidae. The record is from RefSeq and is a predicted model, not a curated record.
AUGCUAAAUCUGGGAAUUCCUGAAAUGAAGUUGCUAGGCAUAAGAUUAAUUGAUUCAUUGUCAUGUGAGCAUAAAAGUACUUUCAUUGAAAUCCCCCUUGUUGGGGGCUGGGAAGAGGUAAAGGGUGGGUCCGGAGACGUCCGAAGCCCAGCUCCCAGGGGAGGAGGCGUACCUGAAGGGCCCAGCCCGGGUCAAGUGGCGCCCGAACAGGGACUUGAGAUAGAAGUUCCUCUUCGGGGACCCCGCCAGGUACGGGUAAGUACCCUCUCUCCAGUGAAAGAGAGGAAGGGACCGACAGCCUAUGCAGAUCGGGGCUGCAUAGAGGGUAAGAUGGGAGCACGAUAUAGUAAAGGAAUUACACCGGAGGAUAAGCGAGUGCUAGUCCUACAAGUUUAUAAACUUUGUAGGGACAAUGGGGUGAAAAUACAGCUGAGACGCUGUCAGGAGUGGGUAGAGAAACUUAUAGUGGUGUCCCCGUGGUUACAGAACCAAGGGAUUGAUUAUCAAAGAUGGAAAAUAGUUGGGAGCCAGAUGUCUUCCUACGCAGAGACAGAACCAGGGUUCUUAAAACCAGAGGAUUUUACUCUUUAUGGCAUUGUGACUUUUGCCCUCUCUCCGCGCCCUCCGCCGGUAAUAGUAGCGGAGGAGACACAGGUAGGAACAUCCUUAUUAGGAGGGGAACAAGACCUCGAGGGUCAGGAAGAGCCAUGGCCUGAGCCCCCUAAGCCCUCUGAAAUCCCGUCCGCACCAUGGCCGAGUCUGGAGCCGCUCCCUCCGGAGCCACUCCCCCCGGAGCCACUCCCGAUGUGCCAGUGGCAGCAGAAAAAGGAAGUUCCGCCUGUGGCGCAGUUAGAAUUCCAGAAAGAGGAAGUUCCACCUGUGGCGCAGUUAGAAAUGCAGAUACAGCAACUACAGACCCAAAUAAACCAAAUGCAGCUUGAUAAAAGAGGGAAGAAUGAACAGACCCCGCAGACUUCACUUUUACAGCAUUCAUUGCGAGAGGCCGCUAGGGAUGGGCAGGUAGUAGACUGGAAAGAGUGGGGACAGGAAUUCCCGAUUUUUGUCCAAGGAGGAGCCGGAGGAGGUGGUCGGGCUCACCGACCAAUGCCCUAUAAGUUCAUGAAAGAUUUAAAAGAGGCAGUUAAAUUAUAUGGAGCAGGCUCUUCUUAUGUCAAGCAGCUGUUGCAAUCUACUGUGGCUGUGGCCGCUUGGACCCCAGGGGAUUGGGAUGAAAUUAUGUCUGCUGUGUUGGAGAGUGCUGCUUACACCGCCUGGUCGGCGUAUAGACGCCGAGAGUCUAGGACCUGGGCGGAGGCUAAUUUCCCUCAGAAUGUAGAAGAUACCAUUAAUAUGCUAACUGGGUAUGGCCAGCAUGCUGGACUGCAGGCACAGCUUUUACUCCCAGACCUUGUUAUACAAGGUGCCCAGAUAGUGGCGCUAAAAGCAUUGGAUAGACUAGGGGAGAAAUCACAACCUCCUUUAAACAAACUUGUACAAAGACCAAAGGAAAGUGCCAUGGAAUUUGCGUCCCGAGCACAAGAGGUUGUGGAAAAGAGAUAUGGAGCAGGAGAUGUUGCCCAAAAGCUACUGAUACAGCUUUUCAAGGAAGGGCUUAAACAGUCACGAGGGUUGUUGUCAAAGUUACCACCAGACCCUACAUGGGAAGAAUGCAUUGAUGUGUGCUUAGAAGAAGGUCCCUUGCCGGACGCAGGCAUGAUUCAGGUACUGACGGAAGCUUUUGCAGCAGUGCAGGCGACUACCCAGAGGAAGAAAAAACAAACUUGUUUCCGUUGUGGAAAAGUAGGUCAUUUUCGGAGCCAAUGCCUCCAGGGCGGUCCCCAGGUCCGCUGUUUUAAAUGCGGCAAAACAGGACAUGUGCAGAAAUUCUGUCGGUUGAGAUGGACCGAGCCACGUAGACGGGAAAUAGAAAGAGAAAGUGUCGAUAUGCAGGGAAAUGGGCAGCGGGUGCCCUAG